CAGGGGCUGAAUCACCUGGAAUGCCAAUCAUACCUGAAAGCAGCUAUCGUGAUCCCCUCUUUGACCAUUGCAAUUGUCCCCUGUAGCUGCAUACUCCGUACAAAAUGGCUUCGGUAUCGGCCGGUGUUGUUGUGAUGAAAACAGUCACUUCGCCCGCUGCGAUCGGGUUCGUAGCAGUGGCGGUUCAAUUCCGUCUUUUCGAUCUGCUGGUGACGUUCGAGGAACCUGUGAAUGCAGAGAGGGUCCUGGCAGCGUAUAAGGAUACAGCCAAGAGGGAAGGUGCUGAAUCGCCCAGUCCAGGCGUGCUUUUGAUCGCGGACACAUUGUUUGCGAUGGCUGGCUUAGGGUUUGUCGAUGUCACGAGCGACGAGCUUUACUGCGCCAACAAGAUCACGCGGCAUCUGGCAGCCUUUCCCUCCGCCCAACACGGGGCACUACAUUUUGCGACGGAGGCCCUCCUCGGUGCAGCAUUCCUUAUGCCAAAGCUCAAGGCGCAAAAUUUCGCCUACCCAUUCGAGGAACUGGAUACCCCUAUCCAAUAUGCACACAAACUAAUGGGAAACGAGCAUCUGGCCAAGCAGCACACCUACUCCAUCAUGGCCGAGCAAGGCCGCAUGGGCAGCUUCAACACCUUCAUGGUAGGCAAAUUCAUGAAGUACAGCAGUGUCCCGGAGCGAUUGAAAAUGGUCGGAUACGAUCUUCAAGCUGUCUUGGACGAAGCAACCCCAAACAACACCAGGACUAUGGUCGACAUCGGCGGAGGUCGUGGCGAACUGCUUCUUGAAAUCAAGGAAGCUUUUCCACAACUCCAAGCAUCAGACCUUGUAGUUCAAGAAUUUAACCACGAUAUUGGAGAAGUCGAAGGGGUCACUCUCGCCACAUGGGACUUCAAAGCGGAGAAUAGCCCUCAGCCGAUCAAAGGUGCUCUGGUCUAUCAUUUAGCGCACGUUCUUCAUAAUCUCCCAGAUCUAGAGGCUGCGCGAUUGUUGCAGAAAAUAUCCCAGGCUAUGGCCCCUCAUUCCCGACUCUUGAUUCACGAAUUCUCGAAGAAUGAAAGGUUCGCGAAGCUGCAUUCUACGAUGAUUGUUUUGUACGGAGGUCGUGAGAGGAGUUCAUCCGAGUUCCAGCAGCUGGCCGCAUUGGCAGGAUUGAAAGUUACUUUCGAGGUUCGUCCUGAGCCUGGCGACGGGUUGAUUGAGAUGCGCAAGGCGUAAGGACAAUAGCUAGACAAUUUGUGAUGGCACCAUUUCUCUAGCAUUAUGAUGUUUAAUUCAUAGCAUAAUCUCGUAUCUGUAUCCGAUGUCUCUA
Aspergillus melleus is the source of this 1308-nucleotide messenger RNA. Its product is annotated as putative O-methyltransferase. Gene Ontology annotation, molecular function: O-methyltransferase activity. The record is from RefSeq and is a predicted model, not a curated record. The coding region runs from base 105 to 1214 and encodes 369 amino acids. The transcript is spliced from 5 exons. NCBI's taxonomy places the organism in Eukaryota, Fungi, Ascomycota, Eurotiomycetes, Eurotiales, Aspergillaceae.